UGUCAGAUGCUGGGGAGCCGGGCGGGCGGGCGCGGUGGCGGCGGGCGGCGGGGGGGGACUUGUUGUUCUUCGCGAAGUCGGAGCCCGAGCGCCAGGCGGCGGCGGCGGCGGCGGCCGAGGGAAGCGCGAGAGUGAGCUCCGGCGCGAGGACAGCGCGUGCCCGCGAGGAGCCGCCGCGCGCCCGCGCUCUCCGCGCGACGCCAGGGCGGCGGCUCCCCCACCUCCCUGGUCUCUGGCUGCGGCCCCCGGACCUGCCGCCACUCAGGAACCGCACACCCCCUUGGGCCGCAGGGUCCUCGCUCGGGGGCAGCUUAGGUGGAGGUGGUGAUGUCACAGCUGCAGCGGCCAGGGCCGUGCUACGAGUUCCAGGGAGCUCUGUCCUGGUGACCGUGCCCGGGUUAUGACGACUAAUCCCAAACCGAACAAGGCAUUAAAGGUCAAGAAGGAGGCGGGCGAGAACGCCCCGGUGCUCAGCGAUGAUGAGCUGGUGUCCAUGUCGGUGCGGGAGCUGAACCAGCACCUGCGGGGUCUCACCAAGGAGGAGGUGACCCGCCUGAAGCAGCGUCGGCGCACACUCAAGAACCGCGGCUACGCGGCCAGCUGCCGCAUCAAGCGGGUGACGCAGAAGGAGGAGCUGGAGCGGCAGCGCGUGGAGCUGCAGCAGGAGGUGGAGAAGCUGGCGCGCGAGAACAGCAGCAUGCGGCUGGAGCUGGACGCCCUGCGCUCCAAGUACGAGGCGCUGCAGACCUUCGCGCGCACUGUGGCCCGGGGACCUGUGGCGCCCUCCAAGGUGGCCACCACCAGCGUCAUCACCAUUGUCAAGUCCGCCGAGCUCUCCUCCACCUCUGUGCCCUUCUCGGCCGCAUCCUAGUGCCGGCCGGGGGCAGGGGGUGGCGGGCAGCGGGCGGGCGGGCGGGGCACGUCCCUCGUACCUCUCACUGGGACCCAGACUCUCGACAUCCAAGUCCAAGUGCAGGCCCCGCGGGCGCAGGCACCUCACACCAGGAUGAGACUGUGGUGCAGGGUGAAGCGUGGGCUCCCGUGGACCCAGAGCUGCACGCCGGUCCACACACACACACACGCCCGCCACCUGCUCCCCGCAGGAUGUGUCUGUGUGUGGGAAUUGGUAUCUUGCGCCCAUGGGAGUCGGGACAUAUAACGGAAGGGCCCUCGGGAAGUUCCGUGUCCUCUGCGGGGGCUGCCAGAAGACACGGCCCCACGAGUCAGGCCCCUGUGGUCAGGUCUAGCGUGGGGCUUGUUUUCCACUCCUGCUGUAAGCAGCCUUCGACGCUUGUCCUGCCACGGCCUCCCAGCUGGUGCGGGAGCCCCUGGCUGCCCUGACCAACUCCGCAGUCCCCGGGGAGGAGCGUGGAUGGUGCGUCGGCAGCUCCAUCCUUCCAGCUGUCCUGUUGCAGUGCCCGUGAUCCACGUCUGCCUUAGCGGGGGCCUGCGUGAGUGGGCACGGUGUGGGAGGCCGCCUGCGUGGGGUGGUGUCUGUGUAUAUGCACACGUGUGUGUGCAGGCACACCUGCCAUCACGGCACCGGGGCUGAGGGGGUGCAGCUUGCUGCUGUUCACUGGGGGAGGGCCUGUGGGCACACGUGGCAGAGAGAGUGGCUCAUACGUUUUGAGGUCUCCCCUGUGAUCUGGUGACCCGAGGAGGUUGUGCAGCACAGCGCAGAAGCCCCUGCCUAUAGGAGCCGGCCCCCCAGACACCGACCCCACAGGCCAUCCUGGAUGUCAGCGGACACAGGCAGGGGUGCCCUGUCAUUUGAUGGUGAGCAGGACUCGGGCUCUGUGUCCUGGAGCUGCUUCUCACCAGCUGUGGUCAGUGCAGGGGGAACGAGGAGGUCUUUUGGGGGCCUGGCGGGGGGGAGGGCUGCUGCAGUCUAGGGAGAGGGGGUGCAGCCUGGGGGACGUUGGUGGACGUGGACGUGGAGGUGGAAGGAAGAGGACGUUGCGUGGAGUGGUGGGAGGAGGCGGGAGCCGUGUGCGAGAGCAGGUGGAAAACCUUGAGGGGCAGGACCAGGAUGCGGCUGGCUUGUAGAAGAGCUCAGGAGUGGGCCUGGCACUCUAGAGGGCGCGGCGGGUGGGGAGGCAGCAGGCACCAGGCCAGGAGAGCCUCGUGGACGUGGCUCCCGCGUGCACACCCCCAGGAGCACAGCCACGGGCUGCAGGUGUGGCCUCGGCACUCAGUCCUCACCUGGAGCCUUUGCUUGCUCCUCCUUCCGAGAGUACUGAGGCACCAGUGGGCUUGGCACUCCACCUUGGGCUUCCUUUUCCUGGAGAGCCGCCUUGAGGGUCCCUCCUGUGACUGGGGUCUCUGCAGUGGGAGCUGCGGGGGUUGCGGAGCCCCUGCCUGGGGGAGCUGGUGGAAUGCGAGCCGCCGGCCGGGGGCCGCCACAUAGGACAUGUAAGGUGGUGCCUGGGGCCCCAGCUCCCUCUCAGCUGCCCCUGCCCACCCAGUAACAGCCCCCACCGGCUACAGAGCCCAGGCUGGUGCCAGCCAGGCUGGGAGGGCAGAGGACAGACAGCCCCGAGGCUGUGACUUGGUUCUGUGUCUGCUGUUAGAAGUUGAGUGGGAAGGUGCAGGCCUGCCAGGACCGCUGGGUCCCUACAGAGCAAAGGCCUGCGUGUUCCCAAACAGCCGUUGCCCCCGUGGCCGUGGUAGGUAAUCCAUAUUGGAUGUCAUAAGGACCAGGGGGAUAUUUAAAGAGAGAAACAGAAAAUAUAUAGAGAUAUAAAAUUAUAUUCACAGUUUAUCUACAGAUUUUUCGUAACAAUCUUUCUUUUCCAGUUUGAUACUGUAAAUCUAUCAGAGCAGAGCCGGGGGGCACGGGCACAGGUGGGAGUUGGGAGCAAACCGGAGGCCCGGGCUGCCCGCCGUCCCCCUCUGUCUUCCCAUGGACUGCACCAGGCAGCUGGGCCCCGCAGGACAGGCCGCGGCGGGUGGCCAGUUCUGACCCGUCUUGGGGUUCUUGGUGUCCACGUCUUGUGGGCCGUGGGCGUCCACCUGCCCUUGGCCUGUGGUGCUUUGCCGGAGAAGGGACUCCCCGGUCCCCAGGGUGGACGGAGCCGCUGUCACCGCCCAGAGCCCGGCCGGGGAAGCACGGCGCGUUCUGCUUUUCUUUUCAGAUCGUUGAAAUUUCAUUGUCAUGAUUUAAUAUAUGGAUUUUUUUAUUUAAGAAAAAGACGAGGGCCUCUUUGUCACAUGGGUUUGUUUUCUGUCUCCGUGCCUCUGGCUUCCCAAAGAGAUCCAGGUCUUUGCGUUUCCAGGGCGUGGGGACCCCGGCCCCCCCACGCCGCCACGCCGCCACACCGCCUCACCCUGACCUCUGUGCUACUUGGCAGUUCCAUUUCAUUAUUUAUUUUUUGUGCUGCUUUUUAUCAUGUUAUAAAUUAUUGAGAACAGAUCAUAUGUGGGCCUGUGUCUGGCCGCCGCCGCCCUGCCGCGUCCCUGGGGCCACCACCUAAUUUAUUGCCGUGCGUCCUGCUGCUGUGACCGCUUUUGUACCUUUGCAAUAAAGAAUUUUCUGGUUUCAGA
Molecule: messenger RNA, 3543 nt
Organism: Symphalangus syndactylus (siamang)
Lineage: Eukaryota; Metazoa; Chordata; Mammalia; Primates; Hylobatidae
Gene: MAFK
Product: MAF bZIP transcription factor K
Biological process (GO): regulation of transcription by RNA polymerase II
Cellular component (GO): nucleus
Molecular function (GO): DNA-binding transcription factor activity, RNA polymerase II-specific; RNA polymerase II cis-regulatory region sequence-specific DNA binding
Source: RefSeq, a predicted model, not a curated record